Molecule: messenger RNA, 1080 nt
Organism: Mycetomoellerius zeteki
Lineage: Eukaryota; Metazoa; Arthropoda; Insecta; Hymenoptera; Formicidae
Gene: ClpP
Product: Caseinolytic protease proteolytic subunit
Exons: 6
Coding region: 256-963 (235 amino acids)
Biological process (GO): protein quality control for misfolded or incompletely synthesized proteins
Cellular component (GO): endopeptidase Clp complex
Molecular function (GO): serine-type endopeptidase activity; ATPase binding; ATP-dependent peptidase activity
Source: RefSeq, a predicted model, not a curated record
UGAGAGAGAGAGAGUGUAUUUUGAGAAAUGUAAAACACAUAACCUGAAACAAAUAGUAAUAUUUGUCAUAUCUGAUAACAAGAAGAAGCAAAUUAAUAUAUAGGCAUGAAAGAGUUUUUUUUCUCUUACACUUAUUGUAAUAAGUCAUUUGUCUUUACUCAGAGAUAUUGUAAUUGCCCCUAUAUCUCAUUACGUGAAUUCUCUUAUUGGGAAACAUUCCUUUCUAAAUAAUUAUUGUGCUACCAUUCGGCCAUAAUGUUGCAAAAAAUACAUAGGUUACUACAGAUCACGGCUUAUGGACACAAAGUAAGCAGUAGAUAUUUAAACUUUGUUCCAAUUGUAGUGGAACAAAGUGGACGUGGUGAACGUGCAUAUGACAUUUAUUCGCGUCUCCUGAAAGAAAGGAUUAUUUGUCUUAUGGGUCCAGUCACAGAUGUUGUAGCUUCUGCAGUAAUUGCUCAACUUCUUUUUCUUCAGUCAGAAAGCAGUAAAAAUCCGAUUCACUUAUAUAUUAAUUCACCUGGUGGGAGCGUAACGGCAGGACUUGGAAUAUAUGACACUAUGCAAUAUGUUCUUCCACCUAUUUCAACAUGGUGUGUAGGUCAAGCAUGUUCUAUGGCAAGUCUACUUUUAGCAGCUGGAACCAAAGGCAUGCGUCAUUCUUUACCAAAUGCUAGAAUCAUGAUACAUCAACCAUCAGGAGGUGUACAAGGACAAGCUACAGAUAUUCAGAUACAAGCUACAGAAAUCCUUAAACUGAAACAACAGAUCAAUGAACUAUAUGUGAAACAUACUGGACAGAAUUUAGAAGAAAUAGCAAAGAGUAUGGAGAGAGAUAAUUUUAUGAGUCCAACACAAGCUAAAGAGUUUGGAAUUAUAGAUAAAGUAUUGGCCCAUCCUAUGCAAGAAGAAACUGCAGAGACAGCAAUGGAGAAAACGGACAAUGUAUUGAAAAAACCUUAGUACUAUUGAAUAGGAUGGGUACAUGGGUUCCAUUUUAUUGAUUUUAUUUACUUGUGCUUGACUACCAACUCCGUUGGACGUUGCUGAAGGUUUGGCAAAACUAGCCCUUGCCUCUGC